Molecule: messenger RNA, 2517 nt
Organism: Plutella xylostella (diamondback moth)
Lineage: Eukaryota; Metazoa; Arthropoda; Insecta; Lepidoptera; Plutellidae
Biological process (GO): SCF-dependent proteasomal ubiquitin-dependent protein catabolic process
Cellular component (GO): SCF ubiquitin ligase complex
Molecular function (GO): protein binding
Source: RefSeq, a predicted model, not a curated record
UAGUACCCUCGUUUACUCUUUUGCCUCUCACCUAGCUACUAUACAUUGUGUUGGAAGUAGGGGACAUUAGACUGAGGAUCAAAACAAAGCCCGCAUUGUAUGCUGUUUAGGUAUUGAUCUUGGGAUGUAUGUUGCCAACAUUAUGUACCUACUAGCAUUCACCUUUUGUAUAGGGUCAGGAUAUGCUAUGUGAACAUGGAAAGUUACGUAGAUUUAUGAUUGUGUGGUUAUUGAAAUUAACUCAUGAACAUUAUCAUUAACUUAAAUAGGAAUGUGAAUGUAAUAAAUAUAAUCGACAAAUCGGAAAUACAAUCGACACUUUUGACAGUUAUAUUUCAGUACUCUGUGGUUAUUGUGACUUUGACAGAAAUCAGCUGUUUGUCAGUCAACAAUGAGGAAAUAGCAAACAAACAAGCAAACAACGCGGGGCAUUUUUACGUCUGUUUACUGUAGUCAAAGAAUGAUACGAAAUAAGCCAAAAUUAGACAAGACAACGGGAUGAGUUGCAUUACUUGCAUAUUAUAGUAGCGAGACCUACAUUCAACACGUGUAAAUACACGGAUUUGUCUUAUAAAUUACAGAAAAAAACUAAAACAGGAUUUCAAAAUGAAUGAAGAAACAGCCGAUACGGACGACGUGAACACAAUACUGCCGGAUGAAAUGAUACUGCAAGUUUUCCACUUGCUGCCUCUCGAGUCAUUGCUGCAGUGCGAGCAGGUGUGCCGGCGCUGGAGGAAGCUGGCUCUAGACACCACUCUCUGGAAGAGGAUCACUAUCAUCUACUCCGGAAAGCCAGGCCAGACAGAGGUCAGCGAGAAAAACCUGGAAAUCCUGACCUCCCACUGUGAUUACAUCUGCAAUGUCAAAAUACAGUAUGUGUACAACUACCCCUUCAUCAUGUCCAUCCUCGAGAAGUGCCCCAAUCUCACCUCCAUCGAGCUCAUCAUGUGUAGAGUGAGCACUGACUUCCCAGAUGAUCUACUGAGGUGGCCCAAAUUGAAGAAGCUUAGUUUAAGAAACUCACUUUUGCUGCAAACCAAAGAAAAUACUGACACACUUAUUAAAUUCAACCAUUUCAAAGAUCUAUCAUAUGUGGCACUGGCAGACUUUGGCCUUUCCUCCUCGAAUUGGAACAUGUUGAUACAAUGUGUGCACCUAAAUCAUUUGUACUUAGAAAAAAUUAGGGACAUUGAGAUUGAUCAAGUUAAAGAGUUAAUAUUGGCAAAGAAAAGGAGUCUUGUGUGCCUCCAUGUGUACGGGGGGACGGCCAUAGAUGACAAGUGCCUGCAGCUACUGGCUCAUUGCCCGUGCCUAGAGGAGCUUGUCAUCAUCAGGUGUGACAACCUGACAGAUGCUGGCUUACUGCCUCUUGCAGGCCUUACCCAAAUCAAAAACUUACAAAUCUGGAACAAUAAACACUUCACCGAGAUGGGUCUUUUAAGCACACUGGGGAGCCCCAAUUUGAUUAAAUUGAAAAGUUUGAGUCUGUCUAGGGUUAAGAAUAUAUCUCCUGUGAUUGUUGACCUGAUAUCUGAACAUUAUAAGAACCUUAAGUUUUUGGCAGUUUAUCAGUGUCCAAGAAUAAUAGAUACUGAUUAUGAAAAACAGUUAAAAUCUAAGUUUAGAAACAUAGAUGUAGUUUUAUACUAGAGUGGUUAAGUUGACAGUAGUGUUGUGACAUUCAUUAUGAAAACAAUUAAUUUCACAUGUAGAUUUUAUUCUUUUCCAUUGGCAAUGGCAUUUGUGGGACAAGGUUUACACGGUGAAUGGUUUUACAGUAAAAUGGAAUCAUCACACACACAAAAGUAUCUCAUACAUAAUAGUUCUAUACAUAACCAUUAUAAGUUUGAGUUUCCCUACACAUAUCAUAAUUAUGUACCUAUCGGUAUAAAAUCAAAAGUUUCACAUAUUAAAAAUAUUUACAUCACUACUACCACUAUGGCAAUUCACAAAUCAGGCGAAAGAACUUCAAAAAAUAUAAAAUAAAUAUUAUUAUGUAUACCUAAGUUACCUACCUAUAUUUAGACUGAUAUGCAUGAAUUAAAACCAACUAAAUAUAGUACUUACAGUAGUAGUAAGCCCAGCAGGCGGCAGAGUCAAACAUUUUAAAAAUGAUCUCCUUAUAUUUAGCUAGUUUUAUUCAUAAACCAGAUAACAAAUCAUGUAUACCUAUUUUGAAAACAUUUAAACAUGUAAUGUGAUGUUUGGUGUAUCUACAUUGUCUAACAUAGUAGUCAAGCUCUAUAUACGUUUUUAAAACAUUUCAUUUUAAACCAUAAUAUGGUUUUACCUAACACAUUCUUGUAUCUGGUAAAUCCUCCUCCGUUAUCACAGCUUUCAUCAUUAAUUUGGUAGCAUCUUUUCUCUCAUGCAUGCGGAGUGCAAGUUUUUAACGUGAAAGGUACACGCGAAUUUAUAUGGCGCAGGAGAGUCGCCACCUAGCGGUACAUGCGCUUCACUACUUCCAUACAAAUUCGCGUUUACUUUUCACUACUCGAAUUGUAGGAAUUCUUCCAC